Messenger RNA from Priapulus caudatus, 810 nucleotides. RefSeq names its product leucine-rich repeat and coiled-coil domain-containing protein 1-like. The transcript is spliced from 6 exons. Lineage: Eukaryota; Metazoa; Priapulida; Priapulimorpha; Priapulimorphida; Priapulidae. The record is from RefSeq and is a predicted model, not a curated record. The coding region runs from base 1 to 810 and encodes 269 amino acids.
AUGGAUCCAUCCAUAGUUAGACAGGUUCUGUUUGUUCACAUCACGACUCUCACUGCGACGUUCCCCCGUACGUCAGGUAUCUCGCUCGUUCAGGAUAGAGGGCGCUUGGAGCUGCAGGUCGAGGCGUUGACGACGGAGCGUGACGCGCUCGGCGACCGGGUCAGGCGAGGCGAGGACGAGGUCAAGGUCAAAUCCAAGAUCAUCGACGACCUCUCUGACUCCGUGCGUCGUCUGCGAGCCGUGGCAGCAGAGAAGGAGGAUGCAGUGAAGGCCUGUCAGGAACAACUGCUGGAGGAACAACGGGAACAUGCCGAGCUUCUGAACAACGAGAGAACCGCGAACGCUCAGCUGCAGGAGCAACGUGAGCGACUCUGCGAUCGCAAGGAGCAGCUGAAGCAGCGGGCGGCCGACCUACAGAUGGAGCUAGACGAUGCUAGACACUCGCUCGGGCUCGUGAAGAGUCAGUGGGAGAGGAAGGCUGAGUUUAUCGGCUCGCUGGAGGGACAGGUGAGGGACAUGAAGGAAGCCUGGCAGAGGAAGGAGGAGACGCUCACGCAGGAACGCGACCGCGCCGCCGACGCCGCGCGCAUUGCCACUGAGAAGCUGAGAAAAGCUGAUGAGUUGUUUCAAGAGGAGUCCCUUGCCACCAGGCAGCAGCACCAGUUGCAAAUGGCGACGCAGUCAGUCGAGCUGAGGAAAGAACUGGGCAGAGCGCAGGAUAGGGUAGCAGAGGUGGAAGAGGAAAUGAGAGAGCUUCUGAAGGAAACAACUGCAAGCAAGAAGUUACUAGAAGAUAAAGUCAAGCACUGA